AUGAGUCCAACCAGGGACUUUUGGACGGGCUCAAGCUCGGGCUUAGAGAUACCCGGUCCAACUCGGCCGUUCCAAACUAGUAGAAAAUUUUAUAGUGUUGGAUCGAAUCUUGUUGAUCAUGGAAUUAAACGGUUAAUACAAGGCGGUUCCAAUCCCUGGUUAGAACAUAGGUCCCAGUUCGGAAAAGAUUUCCGGAAAAUCAUGGGUCUGUUACACUUCCACCCAGGGUAUGGUCCUGUGAUCCGCACCCGAC
Dentiscutata heterogama is the source of this 253-nucleotide messenger RNA. NCBI's taxonomy places the organism in Eukaryota, Fungi, Glomeromycota, Glomeromycetes, Diversisporales, Gigasporaceae. The record is from the annotation of a GenBank genome assembly.